Astyanax mexicanus (Mexican tetra) is the source of this 7978-nucleotide messenger RNA. RefSeq names its product mediator complex subunit 13a (gene med13a). The transcript is spliced from 30 exons. The record is from RefSeq and is a predicted model, not a curated record. Gene Ontology annotation, cellular component: mediator complex. NCBI's taxonomy places the organism in Eukaryota, Metazoa, Chordata, Actinopteri, Characiformes, Acestrorhamphidae. Gene Ontology annotation, biological process: regulation of transcription by RNA polymerase II. Bases 541 to 7014 code for a protein of 2157 amino acids. Gene Ontology annotation, molecular function: transcription coregulator activity.
AUCGGCUGCGGGAGGCACAGCUCUCCCUGUGGCCGCCAUUAGAGAAAGGAAUCCAUGAAUUCAAAUGGAAAGCAGCAGGAACAGAUAGCAAAUAUAUGCUUUCAAAACGAGCGAUUUGAUGUGGGUUCUUGCUGUAUUUCGACGUUCUUUAACACGGAAUGCUUUUCGUUUUUAAUGGCUUUCAGUAGGAGGUGGAGGCAUAGCAGGCCAUUUUAGUAGAGUCCGUUUUUAAGCUAAGGGGGAGGGGAGAGUUGUCUUUUUGCUCUCCCCUUUUCUUUUUGUUUUAAUAAGGUUUUUGCACCUUUUUAGCCACACUUCAUUUAUUGUAAUGCGGCUUUGGUCUCAUCGAUACGGAGGAAGGAUGUGGUGUUUUUAGUCCUGUUUCGAGUAUCGUGGAGGACGAAACGGUUUGGUGAAAUACAUUCCCACAGCGUUUGUUUAAAAAUAAUUCUCCUGAGCUCUGCCUACAUAUAGAUCCACAAACCGCUGUUUAUUUCCCGGGGACCGCGAUGAUGGAGUGCUAUACCACGCAGUGAAAGGAUGAGUGCUUGUUUUGUGCCAAACGGGGCCAGCUUGGAGGAUUGCCAUUCCAAUCUAUUCUAUCUGGCUGACCUGACUGGGAUCAAAUGGAAGCGUUAUGUGUGGCAGGGUCCCACCUCGGCACCUAUGCUCUUUCCUGUAACAGAGGAAGACCCCAUCCUCAGCAGCUUCAGCCGCUGCCUAAAGGCAGAUGUGCUGAGCGUGUGGAGGAGGAGCCAGCGGCAGGGCCGCAGGGAGUUGUGGCUCUUCUGGUGGGGUGAAGAUCCUAACUUCUCUGAGCUCAUCCACUCUGAGCUCACAGGAGAGGAUGAUGGUGUGUGGGAAAGCGGCCUCUCGUACGAGUGUCGCACACUGCUUUUCAAAGCCAUCCACAACCUGCUGGAACGCUGCCUGAUGAAUCGCAGUUUUGUGCGCCUUGGCAAGUGGUUUGUCAAGCCCUAUGAAAAGGACGAGAAGCCUAUUAACAAAAGUGAGCACCUUUCCUGCUCCUUCAGCUUCUUUCUGCAUGGAGACAGCAAUGUGUGCACCAGUGUGGAGAUUAACCAGCAUCAGCCUGUGUACCACUUAAGUGAGGAGCACCUUACACUAGCCCAGCAGGCGUCCAGCCCCUUUCAAGUGAUUUUGAGUCCGUUUGGCCUGAAUGGGACACUGACUGGGCAGUCCUUCAAACUGUCAGACCCACCAACGCAGAAGCUCAUUGAGGAAUGGAAGCAGUUCUACCCCAUCAGUACAAGCUCUAAGGAGAGCACAGAGGAUAAGAUGGAGGACAUUGACUGGGAGGAUGACUCUCUGGCUGCCGCAGAGGUGCUUGUUGGUGGUGUGCGGAUGGUGUAUCCUGCAUGUAUGGUUUUGGUCCCCCAGGCAGAUAUUCCCACGAUAACACCUGUGGGGUCAUCACACUGCACUGCUGUAUAUUCCGGUGGCCACCAAGUGCCUGCUUCAAACAGAGACCCUGCCAUUUCCUCUGUAACACUCACCCCUCCCACCUCACCAGAGGAGGCCCAGACAGUUGACUCUCUCACAGCGCAGAAGUGGAUGCGGUUACCAUCAGCAGUAGAUGGCUUUAGCGUGGACAGCGCAAGUCACCAUGGAGGCAAGAUUCCACGCAGGAUGGCGAGUCAGGUGGUGGAGCGCGUCUGGCAGGAGUGUAACAUGAAUCGAUCGCUGAACAAACGCAAGUUCUCUGCAACAGGCAGUGGGACCAGUGAAGAGGAGGUGAUGGAGAAAAUGGGAUCGUGGGAUUUUGUUGAAUCAGUGCAGAGAACAACUUGCAACUGCUCAAGGCACAAAACCUUAAAGCAGCGAGUGGGUGGCGCACAGGGCCAGCCUGUUUCAACAGGGCAGGUUCAGCAGCAGCCCAUCAAGCACAAAGCAGGAGAAAAGCUAGACAAAGGGGACAAACAGCAAAAACGCCCGCAAACACCUUUCCACCAUCGGAGCUCCGUCUCCGAUGACAUUUCCAUGGAAGCAGAUGCCUCGGCAAGCCAGAGGUUGGCUCUGCGUGGUCAGGAAUGUGGGCGAUUCACUGGCCUCCACCCUGCCGAAGUUUGCACUGUGCCCAAGCCACCUCUACUGCACACUGGAGGCGGAGCAGCGGGUGGUGCUGGUGUACCCUCAGAAUUAGUGGGCUCCCCUCAGCCACCUCCGCUUAGCCCUCAUCCUUGUGAUCGGGUUGAGGAAGGCUCAGAGACCCUCAAGAACCUGUCCACACCCCACAGUCAGCAUUUCUACCCUACUCCUUCAGAGCCUUGCCUCCUUCCCCAAAAGGGCCCAGAUGAUCCUUGUGCUGACUCUCUUGCCCACCCAUUCCACCCAGCUUACUCUGAGGCCACGGAGCCCACAGUGUAUAUUGGGACAGCAGUUUGCCUGGAGAAUGAUGGAAAUCACAUGCCCUGGAGAUUCUUCAACCUCCCUCGUAGAAAAGACUUGGACUUGCCAACACCUUCUUUGCCUACGGACAAGCUGAAAGAGGAGGGCUUGAUGGGAGUGAAUGGAAACGUGUCAAUUACUGAGGUAAUGGCCAUCUCAAAACAUACUCUAAAGGUAUCAGGUGAGCGUGUCCAGACCUACCUGCAGCGGCGAAAUCAGCAUCUAGCUGCAGCCAUUGCUGACAGCGACCUUGAGCCAGAGGUGGACCCUUACGCCUUUGUGGAUGGGGAUGUGAAGUUUACUUUCUCCGAUAAGAAGGACAAAGCAGGCAUCGAGAGAGAGCAAGGAAGGAAACACAAAGGGGACGAUGGGGGUGCUGGUACAUUGGAUGAUGCUCAACGGGGUGCAGCCCACAAAACUGCUUCCUCAACCAGUCUAAUCCAUGAUUCAGACCUGACUGUUUCUUUCAAAGACCUGGACAACCUUUUUAACUCUGAUGAAGACGAGCAAACGCCUGGUGCAAGAAGAGCGGUGAAUGGAACAGAUGAUAAGUUUGGCAGUAAGGAACCAAAGACAGCUAUGUUGGACCCUGUGUCAUGUAUUAGUUCAGCAGACCUAAACCAGAUAUUUCCCACUCCUCCAUCUCUGGAACCGCACAUAAUGGGCUACUCACCUAUGAACAUGGGUGGUAAGGAAUAUGGUAACAUGGAGCCUGGGCCAGGCAUGACCUCUCUGGAUGGCUCAUCAGCUCUAGUUAGCCAGUUUAAAAUUGAGGUGGAGGAAAGCUUCUGUAGUCCAAAACCAUCUGAGAUCAAGGAUUUCUCGUUUGUGUAUAAGCCUGAGUUGUGUCAGGCGUUUGUGGGCUGUUCCAUGUUUGCCCCCCUGAAAACCCUCCCCAGCCAGUGUCUGCCUCCUAUCAGACUUCUGGAGGAGUGUGUCUACCGGCCCAGCUGGUCUGUGGGCAAGCUGGAGCUUCUCAACCCCAUACCUGCCAUGAACUUUCUUAACAGGGACAGUAACAUUCCUAGUGUGGGCAGUGCUAUGGAACAGGACUACAAUCAGUCUUACACACCCCAGACUCACACCCCUUUUAUAUCAAACAGCGCACCCCCCAGCAACAGUGGCACAGGGAUUCUUCCUUCCCCCGCCACUCCUCGUUUCUCUGCUCCUACUCCCCGCACACCUCGUACCCCUCGCACCCCACGUGGCCCAUCCAGCGUUCAGGGCUCCUUAAAGUACGAGAACUCAGACCUGUACUCGCCUGCCUCCACGCCUUCCACCUGCCGCCCACUCAACUCUGUGGAGCCAGCCACUGUUCCCUCCAUCCCUGAAGCCCACAGCCUUUUUGUCACCCUUAUCCUGUCAGAGUCAGUCAUGAACCUCUUCAAAGACUGCAACUUUGAUAGUUGCUGCAUCUGUGUGUGCAACAUGAACAUCAAAGGCGCUGACGUGGGUGUGUACAUUAACGACCCCAACAUGGAAGCGCAGUACCCAUGCAGCUGUGGCUUCAGUGCGGUUGUCAAUCGGCGCUACGGCAAUGGAUCAGGCCUCUUCUUGGAGGAUGAGCUGGACAUCAUUGGCCGUGGCUCAGAUGUGAGCCGCGAGGCAGAGAAACGCUUCGAGGCACUGAGAAGCACAUCUUUGGAAAAGAGCCCUGGAGGACUGCAGGACAGAAACCCAGAUGAGCUGAUCUUGCUCUUGCAGGAUCAGUGCACCAACCCUUUUCCACCACUUGUGGCAGCAGAACCAGAGGGAACAGCCUCCGGGGCACCAGGGAGCAGUGUUGUUCCUCCCUGUGUACGUGUAGAAGAGAGGGACUUCCACAACGACUGCUACCUGGCUUUGGAACAUGGGCGGCAAUUCAUGGACAACAUGUCAGGAGGCAAAGUGGAUGAGGUGUUGGUCAAAAGUACCUGUCUGCAUCACUGGGCCAAAUGCAAUGCAGUGGAUGUGAGUGCCCUGUGCUCACAAGAUGUGCUGAGAGUGCUUCUGUCCCUCCAGCCUGUGCUUCAGGAUGCUAUCCAGAAGAAAAGGACUGUUCGCUCAUGGGGUGUCCAGGGGCCUCUCACGUGGCAGCAGUUCCACAAGAUGGCUGGAAGAGGAUCCUAUGGCACAGAUGAGUCUCCAGAGCCUUUGCCUAUUCCUACAUUCUUGGUGGGCUUUGAGUAUGACUUUGUGGUGCUGUCUCCCUUUGGACUGCCCUACUGGGAAAAGCUUUUAUUGGAGCCUUUUGGCUCCCAGAGAGACAUGGGGUAUUUAGUGCUCUGCCCAGAGAACGAAGCACUAAUCAAUGGCGCCAAGAGUUUUUUCAGGGAGUUAACAGCUGUCUAUGAGUCUUGCAAACUUGGUCAGCAUCGACCAAUUUCCAAAGUCCAUGCAGAUGGAAUUGUGAGAGUAGGAGGGGCUGCAGCCAAGAAGCUGUCAGAGCAGCCGAUCUCUGAUUGGUUCCUGAAGGGAGUUUGCAGCACUACUGAAGCCUUUGCCAAGCUCAAGCUGUUUGCCCAAUUCUGUAGGCAUGACCUUGCUCCAUACCUUGCUACUCAGCCCUUGGACAGUUCCUUACUCACCCAGCCGAGUCCAGCAUCUUACACUACUCAGACUUUACCUGCACAGUCCUCAGGCUCAGCCUCUUCUAACCCUCAAUCCUCACUGGCUUCAGGAGUCUCGUCCCUCACCAGUAAUACAGGCACUGGCAACGUUGGCCAGGGGUUACAAGGCAGUACCAGUAGCAUGCCCUCCUCAGGCCCACAGAACGGCAGCGUGCAGCCUAGCAAGCCAAGCUCUUUUCCUCCCUUUGGGGGUAUGGGAGUUCAGAGCAACAGCUCACAGUCUGGGGCUCUGGGCCAGCAGGCUGGCUCCCAGAGCUCAAACCUCUCUGGAGACAACUCAUCCAGCAGCAGUCAGACUCAAGGGUCUUCCGAACCACCAGAGAGCACCAUGGAGAGGGAAAAGGUUGGCGUACCAACAGAUGGGGAAUCUCACGCAAUUGUAUACCCCCCUGCCAUUAUGAUUUACAUUGUUGAUACUUUUUCAUAUGAGGAUGCAGAGACAGGGGUUGCCCACUCGAGUGUAUGGACACUCGGACUCCUGCGUUGUUACCUGGAGAUGGUUCAGUUCCUCCCUCCUCACAUACGCAACUCCAUCUCAGUGCAGAUUAUCCCAUGUCAGUACCUCCUGCAGCCAGUAAAGAGUGAAGAGAGGCAAUUGUAUGCACAGCACCUGAAAUCUCUGGCUUUCUCAGUGUUCUCUCAGUGCCGACGGCCCCUCCCUGCAUCCACCAAUGUCAAAUCACUAACAGGCUUUGGGCCUGGCCUUGCACUUGACACUGCCCUCAGGAGCCCAGAGAGGCCAGAGUGUCUGCGCAUGUACACGCCUCCUUUCAUCUUGGCACCAGUAAAGGACAAGCAAACCGAGUUGGGAGAGACGUUUGGUGAGGCUUCGCAGAAAUACAAUGUGCUAUUUGUGGGAUACUGCCUUUCACACGACCAGAGGUGGUUGCUGGCCACGUGUACGGACAUGUACGGAGAACUAUUGGAGACGUGCAUCAUCAACAUAGAUGUCCCCAACAGAGCAAGAAGGAAAAAGGGCUCAGCCCGGAGACUUGGUUUGCAAAAGCUCUGGGAGUGGUGCUUGGGUUUGGUUCAGAUGACAUCAGUUCCAUGGAGAGUGGUAAUUGGCAGACUCGGGCGGAUAGGUCACGGAGAGUUGCGAGACUGGAGUAUAUUAUUGAGCCGAAGGAAUCUGCAGUCUCUUAGCCGCCGGCUAAAGGACAUGUGCAGGAUGUGUGGUAUCUCAUCUGCUGACACUCCUAGCAUCCUUAGUGCCUGUUUGGUUGCCAUGGAGCCUCAGGGCUCAUUUAUCAUCAUGCCAGACUCCGUGUCGACUGGUUCUGUAUUUGGCCGCAGCACAACUCUGAACAUGCAGACGUCACAGCUUAGCACCCCUCAGGACACCUCUUGCACACACAUCUUGGUGUUCCCCACCUCUGCCUUUGUCCAGGUCAACAGCUCUAGCUACACCCCCGAGGAUAUUGCCUUCAAUCCCAUCAAUGAUGGAUCAGAUCCUAUCGGUGGAAUCUUUGACCUUUUGGAGCAGGAAAGUGACCUGGUUGAUCCAGACAUAAUCAGUAUUCUUCCUGCCUCCCCCACCACCUCCCCAGUCCACUCUCCAGGAUCACAAUAUCACCAUGGAGGAGACGGUAGCAAGGGUCAGAGUACAGAUCGAAUGGAGUCACAUGAUGAGGCUCCCAACAUCCUGCAGCAACCUUUGGCUCUAGGCUACUUUGUAUCAACAGCUAAAGCAGGUCCACUGCCUGACUGGUUCUGGUCAGCCUGCCCACAAGCUCAGAACCAGUGCCCACUUUUCUUAAAGGCCUCUCUUCACAUUCAUGUAUCUUCAGUGCAGUCAGAUGAGCUUUUGCACGGCAAACACUCCCACCCACUGGACUCCAGUCAGACCUCAGAUGUACUUAGGUUUGUCUUGGAGCAGUACAACGCCCUCUCCUGGCUGACCUGUGACCCUGCAACACAAGACCGUCGUUCAUGUCUACCCAUUCACUUUGUGGUGCUGAACCAGCUCUACAAUUUCAUCAUGAACAUGUUGUAACAUCUUUUGACAAGAACUCAGUAUUACCAGAGCAGGGAAUAGGGGUGAGAGAGGAAAAUGACCUCCAAUGGGAUCUUAACCCAAAAGUCUGACACCUUAAACCAUUUUGGCUGUGGCAGUCUAUUUACAAUAUAGUACCACAGAGAUAGACCAGCUAAUUGAUGUCACAAAAUGCAAAGAAAGAGUUUUUUGUGUGGGGAAGAGGCCAAAGAGGAGCCAGAAAGGAGAAGAAAAAGGAAGUGUUCUAGCUUUCUGAUGUCAUUGUGAUUACCAUGGUACUGUUUGGUUUCAUGACACUAGUUGCUGCAUAUGGAAGAAGUCUAAUGUUUUGGAGGAAAAGGGACAUCCGUGAUUUCAUAAUGAAAGAGUUGAACCAACCUGAACAUUAUUGAAUUUGUGGUUUUAAGACAUGGAAAUUAAUUAUUUUUUUUAUUUUAAGACCUGAAAUUCCCUUUUUCAUGUGGAUACACUAGCAUCUAAAUGAAAUGCCUGCAUUUGUCUUAUUUAUUGUAAGUUUUUAAAUGUAUAAUUUGUCUUAUUUCUUAACCUCUUUUAUAUAUAAAAGAUCUAGGAGGUUUAAAUCGCCUCCCUGCUUUCAAAUAAUUGGACAAAAAUACCUAAUCUUAAUAAAUAAAAAAAGAAUAAAAUUUGCUGUAGGUUGCCUUUAGAGUAUUAUUUUUUGUAAGGGAUAACAAAUUUGUAUUGUCAUGAUGUACAGAGAUCAAAGGAUUGGGUAAAUUAUGUCCAUUCCUUUGUGAAUGGACAGUUGCAGCUGUGCCAUAGCUGUAAAGACUGUACAGCAAUGAAGUUCACUGUGUCUAAAGAGAGGUACAUUGUCGUAUAUAGUAUUUUAUACCACACAUUUAGACAUGAAAACGGCAAUAUAUAAAUAAUUAUAAAUGAAUGUCGUGCCAGUUACGUUUUGGCACAGCUUCUGUUUUAGGAAUAAAGUGAGUCAACUCUU